Messenger RNA from Selaginella moellendorffii, 2294 nucleotides. Its product is annotated as DDT domain-containing protein DDB_G0282237. The record is from RefSeq and is a predicted model, not a curated record. NCBI's taxonomy places the organism in Eukaryota, Viridiplantae, Streptophyta, Lycopodiopsida, Selaginellales, Selaginellaceae. The transcript has 10 exons. Bases 321 to 2159 code for a protein of 612 amino acids.
CUCUUUAUUUUUGCGCAAAGAAGAAGAAGAAGAUUUCGCGCUUCUCUCUCUCCCAUCGCCGCCCUUGCGCGCGCGUCGUCGCGCAAUCCGGAGAGGAGCAAGACAAGAAAGGGAGGAAUUUUUCUCUUCCGCGCUUCCCCUUUUGGGCCAUAUAAUCGCGUCGAGUAGUUUCGUCGCCCUUUGGGUGUGUGUGUGGAUUUUUUUGUUCUAGGGUAGAGGCAGCGGCAGCGUUUCUCGGCGGGCGUCGUCGCCAUCGAUGCUACUGCGCCACACCACAUGAGUCGCAAUCCUUUGGCGAGGAGGAGGAGGAGCGCUGCGUGAUGCCGCUCUACAAGAGGUCAGCAUUCCCGCUAGCUGAGGUCCCCGCGGACAUCAGUCCCAAUGAGGAGGUGUUCCAGGUGCGAUUCACAAAGGAGAUUUUCCGGGACUACCAGGAGUAUCUCAAUAGGAUGAAGUUAUACCGGCAAAAGGUCUGGACGUGCAAGGUGACCGGAAAGACCAAUCUAGAUUAUGAGCAAGCGCUCUCUUCUGAGAGCAAAGCCAGCGAGCUUGUGCAGAAUUUUCCCAAGGAGUUUAUCGGGCCUGUCCUUCGAAUGGUCCAAUUCAGUCCCUCCUGUGUUAGCGAUCUGGUGGACAGGAUCCACAAAAGGUUCAAGGACCAUUUUGUAGAGGGAGAGGUUCUAGACGGUGUCUGCGAUGGAUCCGUGCGCACAUGCAAAAUUCUUCGAGUGCUGGAGGAGAACCAGGAAUGCGAGCCCGACAAUUGCAGCUGCUCUUACGAGGUGGCGUUUAUAAAGAGCGACGGCAAGGUGAAAUGCACUGACAACAUAAACGUGCAAAGCCUCCGGCGGAAGAAGCAUCCCCUCACCAAGUGCUUGCUCAAGUCUUUCAUACGGGAGUCGGCGUUCAUUGGAGUGAGCAAGAAAUCCCGCUGGGCAGUGCAUGACAACCUUGCUCGUCUCCACAAUGUGGCCUUGCAUCCUACGAGUGAAGAGGAGAGCGCUGACGGCAGUGAUGUGAUGCAGCUUCGUGAGAUGUGCAAUGGUGGAUCUAAAGUACGCAACGGAGUGAAAAGGAAGAACUCGGACGAUGAUAGCGUGGAAAGCAAUGGAAACAAUAAGCGGAAGAAAAGUACAGAUGGGAGUAAACAAAAGUAUCCUAUCGAGGACAAGCUGUUGCCGCCACCUUCUGAACGCCCCGCUCCUUCUUCCGAGUUCUCAUUACCGGCUGAGUGCGUUGGCCAUUUGCUGAUGGUCUGGGACUUCUGCAGUGCCUUCGCCACGUCGUUGGAAAUCACGCAGUUCACGUUGGACGACUUCGAGGAGGCCUUGUGCAGCAAAGAAGAAGAAUGCCCGCUCCUUGAAGAAGUUCAUCAUGCUCUACUAAAGGCGAUACUCUCGAACACGAAUUUGUGCGAGAAGCUCCAGGUCAAAAGGAAGGAUAAAAAGGGAAAGCGCAAGCUGCAGAUUUUGCCGGAGACGUGGAAGGACGACCUCGCUGAUGUUCUUGAGCUCAUUGGCUCGGACAAGACAAAGCCGUACGCGUCUUCCAUAAGGCUGGGCGAUUAUUCGGAGUUAGAGCCUCUGGCCAGGCUAGAGAUAUUGCACGACUUGACCGAGCCGAGCGCCAGCUCCAUCGUUGUGAGGGGUCAGCUCGAUGAGCACAUCCCACGCAGGAAGGACAGCAAAAAGAAGCAAGCCUCGCCUGAGAUCGAGGACGAAGACGACGACGAGCCUCCGGUAGGAGAGCAUCUAGCGGGGACGAACGGGUCCUCCAAGCUACUCAAAUCAUUUAAAAGGAAAAAGAAACCCGUAGCCAAGAAGAAGCAAAAAGAGGACGCGGAUACUUCGAAAUGCCCGCUGAGGAACAUAUACUUAGGCGUAGACCGUGACUUCAACCGUUAUUGGUUUUUCCCCAGGGAGCCACGAAUCUUCAUAGAGAAUGAAGACUCCACAAAAUGGAGCUUCUAUAGUGACAAAGAAGAGUUUGAUGCGUUUUGCAGCUCCCUUAACUUGAAGGGAAUUAGGGAGAAAGAUUUGAAGGAGCAAAUAGAUCAGCAUUACGGCACAAUCUGCGUAACUUUUGAGGCAUACCAGGCAUCGUCCGACUCGGAGCAUGGCUCGGAGCAUGAUUCGGAGCAUGCGGAACAGUCGGAUUAAAACACUUCCCAUCUGUUUUUCCAAAGUGGAUGAAAUGAGAGAGAAGAGAGUACAGGAGUUCGGUGUAACAUUUUGGUCGAGAUAGCCAACAAAACUUCCAAGCCAGUUAUUACAAAAUUCUUUUUUCCUUCUCGA